Alligator sinensis (Chinese alligator) is the source of this 3118-nucleotide messenger RNA. RefSeq names its product transmembrane protein 200B (gene TMEM200B). The transcript has 2 exons. The record is from RefSeq and is a predicted model, not a curated record. The coding region runs from base 1280 to 2638 and encodes 452 amino acids. Lineage: Eukaryota; Metazoa; Chordata; Crocodylia; Alligatoridae.
GGUUCCAUUACACAGGCCAUUUACCCUUUUCUCAACUAGCUGCUGUUCCCAUCCAUUCUGGUGCUGAAGCUUUUAACGUGCAUGCUGCAGGAGAAGUCGUGGACCUGACCCAAAGCCCACUGAAGCCGGUGGAAAUUUGAAUUAGAUCUGACAUGAGUAGCAGUGCAAGGACAGGGUGCUUUCCCACAGAGAUGGACACCUGAAACCUCAUGAUAAUCAUCUCUCUAGCACAAUCACAUCUUCUAAUAACCUCAGUUCCCCAAGUCAGCGUUUUUGACACCAGUCAUUUCCAGUAAUGAAAGCAAACAGAGCAAAUGGGUGACCCUGCAGCUCCCAAGACCCUCUGCUGUUUUGAUGAGGCUUUUCCAACCCCACCCCAGCAAAGUCAUUUUCCAGGCCGCCCAGAGGAAGAGGGUUGCUGGCAAGGCAUGAAGGCUGGGAGUUGGGAAAGCUAAGUUUUGAUCCAUACAAACUCAACUGCAAGGCUUUCAGACCAGUUGCUUCUUUCUCCGUGCCUCAGUUUUCCUAGCUGACAAAUCAGGUGGAAUAAUUAUAGGUGCCACUGAUGAAGGCUAAAUUGCUUAGUGUUUGUAAUGUCCUUUGACAUCCUGAACAGGACAAAAUGAAAUCCCGUUUCCUUCCUUAGGCAAAAAUUGACCUGGCUCUAGUGCUAACGCUGCCCUCAAUAUGACUGGUUAAACGUGGCUGCAUCUCUCCUGUCAAAAAAGUGUGUGUGCACGUGCUUCACUUGUACAGAAAGCCAUUUACACAAGUACAGAGAGGCACGUGUACCCAUAGUCCUUUCCAGAGCCCUUUGGGAGAGGGGCUGUCGUCUUGUCCUGUGUCAGGAUAGCAGGUAACACACUGGAGUCUUCAACAUUUAGGUGCCUGGAGGAACAGGACCAAUAAAGAAGUAAAUCAUUAGGUGUCAUCUCACUAUUUUGUGGGUGUGGAUUGGGCCCCUGGGUUUGAAAGACCCACCCUGGCAGGUCAGCCACCGUCCAGCUCCUGAGUGAGAGUAAGAGAAAUGACUACAGGAAAACUUAGGAGAGAAAGACAGAGGAAGGUAAAAAGUCUGAAUGUGAGCUAAUCUCAGCCAGGCCCCAUUUUCCUCCCCACUGGUACUGUGUUGUCUCCCUUUUUUCCAUCAGAGGCCCAGUGCUCCUAGGUGUAUGUGGGAUGUGAGCCCUGCUCCUCCACUGCCUGCUAGUGAUUUCUUCUGUUCAUCUAUUUUUUUUUCCCUCCUGACCCUGUAGAAAGACCCAACAACGGGAGUGCAAUGACGGCCGGGAGUGCUGAAGCCGCGGGAGCCAUGAAGAGCCAGGACACUCUGGAGAACAAGCCGCCGGGACCUGCCCCUCCUUCCCGGCGGCAUGGCCGCAGGAGGCGGCGCAAACCUCCGCCGGAGCUGACUGUGAAGGCGCAGCUGCGGAUGCGCUCACCCUCAGGGGCCUUUGUGAUUGUGGGCAUCUCCGUGGUCCUGGUUGGCAUGACAAUUGCUGUUGUGGGUUACUGGCCUCACCGGAGCACAUCUGUAGCAGGAUCUGGGGCCAGCUCAAGGAACUCCAGCAGCACGGGGAGCAUCAGGAGGGAAGUGAAGGCACCUGCCCACUCGCGCCACCUCUCCUCUACUGAGAAGCUGAAGCUCAUUGGCCCUGUCAUCAUGGGUAUUGGCCUGUUCAUUUUCAUCUGCGCCAACACCAUGCUGUACGAGAACAGGGACAUGGAGACUCGCCUGCUGAUGCAGAAGGGCCUCUAUGCCAUGACCCUGGGCCUCCCCCAGGUGGCAAGCCCAGAGGAGAGGUACUUCCAGCGGAGGACUAGCCUGCCCAUCCUCAAGGCCAACGCGGAGUGCGUGGAGGGCUGCUACGAGGUGGAUCUCUCCUCUAGCGGGUUCCAAUCCUGUUCCAGCCCUGGGAACAAAUGGGCCGACUGCUAUGGACCUAACAAGCUCCAGACGACGGCCCAGCUGCUCCAUCACAAGGGCCAUUCGCCUGCCAUCUCCCUCCUGAGCAUCCACUCGGGUUUGGGCAACUCCAUGGAAGGGAACCUCAAUCUUUCCUUUGCUUAUGGGGCUGAGUCGGUAAUUUCCUCAGCUGUCAACACGCUGCCGCUUCCCGUCAUCAAGCUAAACAACUGCCUCUCGAAGAAACAGGCUGUGGCUCGGGGGGCAGGGGAGGAAGGGGAGGGCAGUCCAGCUGAGGCACCUGCUGAGGUGCUGAGGCACUUGUGGACACCCUUGCCUAGUGACAGCAGUGUGUCUCCCAAAAAUGAUCUCCAGAGCAGCCACGUGGUGGUCAAUAUGGACAUUGGGCUUCCCCCUGUCCCACCCAGUGAGGAGCUCCUGCCCCCCAAAUGCACUAAGAAAGAGUUCACUUCAGACGUACAGCUCCAUAACCCCGGUCACUCCAAGUCCCUGGACCUUGGCAGGCCUGGAGUGCUGCUCGUGGCGCCAAUCAAAGACCGGAAGAACAGGAGUUGGCCUCGACUUGACCAGAUCAGCCUUGUAGGCUAUGCCAAACUGGAAAGCACAGGCGAGUCCUCAGAUCGGUUGUUGGAGCAAACAGAGCAGCAGAGCAGGGAUGAGCCCAGGCCAAGCUCUUGGCAGGUGGGCACAGAGCUGGGUACUGAAGUGUGACCCCAGCAGCAGACUGGUGACAUGUUCAUUAAACCUUCCUGUCCCUUUUUUUACUGUGUCACUUCUGGGGCCGGUGAGGACACUUGUUUUUUAAGUGGACAUCACAAUGGUGACUGGGCGGCCAGCUUGCCAGCAGCCUAGCUGCAGCACAGGCCUGCUGCUCCUUAGGAAAGGGAUUUUUCUCUCCUCUCCAGAGUGCUGCUGUAUUGACCAAUUUCUCCAUGGAUGGUCCUGGCCUUGCUUUAGAAGUCCCUCUACCUGCGUGUUUUAUCAGGGAAUCCUUGCUUGAAAACUGAAUGAAAACUCCAGUAAAAAGGGAAGGCGGGGUGGGGAUCCCUGGUGCACAACUCCAGCGGCAUCCUUUCUUACAGUCACUUGGCAGGGCUGUGGCGAGGCUCGGGCUGCUUCCCCAUGCUGCUAGGAGGCUAGCUGGCCAGGGGCUUGCCGAGCCUAACAAGGUCAUUAAAUGUUAUCUUAUUA